CGAACACAAACCAAGCUCUUAACGUCUUCGGACAUCGUUUUAACAGCUUAGAGAAAGAGUUUGACUCGGAAUAGCACAAUUGUAAAUUUACCGCCGGUUUAGAGAUUCGUAGAUCAGCUGCGGCAACCAUGUUGCGAUAAGGUUUUACCUUCAUUGUAUACCCAAUCAGGUUUUUAAAAUCCCAAGAGUCUAACACUUUAGUAAAGAAAAGUGUUUUAAAACCCCAUUUUGUUCAUUUAAUCUCCCAUAUUAAUUUGUUGGGACAUCAGCGUAUGUUAUGGAUCUGGAUCGUCGAAACAGCUAUCGCCAGUCAGAAAACUCUCAUAAGCAUGGGAAUGUGAUUCAAAAAUGUAGUGCAAUGUAUGAAGCAAAAAGGCCUCUGGGUGACCGCACUGUUCUGGGAAACUUAACAAAUAAACAACGGGACGAUUUGGCACGUGAGACAUGUAUCGGCUCUCACUUCAAUCUAAUUCACAAAAAUGGGAAGUUGUUAAACACAGAAGCCAAAUAUUCAUCGGUAAUUUCAACUGUAUUGGGCCAUAGUGAUUUGAACUCAACAUCAAGUGCAGAUAGUGGUUAUGACAGCAUAAACACGGAAUCGACUGUUGUGGAAUCCAAACUUACAUCCAAAUCGUUAACACAAUCACUUUUGUGCUGUAAGUCAUCGAAUUCCGAACAAGUAUCAAUAUCGAAACGGCCUCGUUAUGACGAAUCUGAUUCAACUUCUCAGGUGGAGAUAUCUUGCGUUGAGGAAGAUUCAGAUGAUGAUAGACGACCAUUUGAAUCAAAGCUGGCUUGUGAUAUUGUUCGAGCUGCAUUUGCUGAUCGUGUUCAGUUGGAAGAACUUUUGGCAGAAUGUAGAAGAGCGGACUUCGCUAUUUCAGCCUUGGAUCGCUCCCCGGUUGAUCGUAUGAUGGAAGCUACAGACUAUAUUGUUGGGAUAAUGGCCUAUGAACAAACAAGGGAAGCAAAAGAAGAUUUUCAAGUGAAUGAUUUUUUGGCUGCUGGUAAACAACCUAAUCUCAAUGCUGAUAUGUUAACAACACUAGCCGAUUGGUUAGUCGAGGUUCAAGAAAAUUUCGCAUUGAAUCAUGAAACAAUACAUUUGGCUUGGGGUCUUUUAUAUGCGUUUUUAGAUCGUGGUCCACCACUUGCUCGGCGUGAGAUUCAGUUAAUGGCGUGUGCUGCGAUCAUGGUUGCUUGCAAACAUGAAGAGCGACAAAUGCCUCAUCUGAAUGAAUUUUUGUACAUAACGGACAACGCGUAUACAAAAGAAGAAUUUAUUGAAGCUGAGCGUCGUCUACUAGUGGCGAUUGAUUUUGCUGUACAUCGUCCAAAUCCUUAUGUUUUUUUGCGUCGUUAUGCUAGGGUUUUAGAUGCACAUAGUGGGCCAGUUCAAUUCACAUCACGAUUUCUUUUAGAGGCUGGUAUGCACAGUCAUACUAUUAGUUUGAAACGUGAAUCACGCAAAGCUGCAGCUGUUUUGUGGCUUGCUCGAGUUGUUCUUCGUAAUCCGGCUUAUGCUGAUUGGACACGCAGAGCUGAUGUACAUCAACUUAGGCACUUGAUACAAAACAAUCCUUUAGCUCAAGCAUAUUAUACACAUUGUCGAAAUCAGAAGUCCAAGAUAACCAACAACAAGGAUAAUGCACGAUCAAGAUUAAACCAAAUUGUUACAGCCAAUACAGAUUUAUCAAGAUGCACUUACGAUCUAUCUGCUACUAAUUCAUGUGACUUUGAAUGUUUCCAGCCUAAAUUCACGGAAAAGACUUCAUAUAGUUUGUCUACAACCUGUGAUAAUUCUGAUGAGUCAUCCAAUGAAGGAAAAUAUACCAAUUUUUCAACACUUGUACGGGCACCUCAUUCCACUCCGAGUGGUCAUAACCAUAUAUCAACCUCUGUAAUUGAUUCUUUCUCUGAAAGCCAUAUGUUUGAUGGUUUAGAUCCUUCAGUUAAAUCCGAUCUCGAAGCACUGCGAUUAGAGGAAGAACAACGUCAACCACUGUGGCCUCCAAUUUUAGAGCAUAUAACAGGUUAUAAAGAAGCUAAUUUAAUCCCGCUAGCUUUACGCUACCAUGCAAUAGCUUUAAGAUUAAUAGCUGAAGUUGCUCGUGGUGGACAUUUGGCUGUUGCCAAUGCCAUUACAUCUGAUCAGCCUACAAAUUUAAGUGUAAAACAAAGCAACGAUGCAAAUGUUCACAUGAUCGACGUUGAUGUGGAAGAUCCAUCUAAUCAGCAGAACUCACGUUGUGUAUCACCCGGGGGCCAUUAUUUGCGUCGCCAGUCUGUUACUAAAUAUUGUUCAAGUGCAUUUUUGAGUGUCGCUGAUGCCUAUCCUCAAUUAUCAUUUGACAAUUUUGUCCCAUAUUUCCCAUCUAUCCAAUGUGCAGAAACAUGUACAUGCUUUGUUUGUACAAAUCUUAUUCGUCGUUCUAAUUAGUCACUACCAUUAGUACUCUAAUUAAUUCUUCGUACUACGCAUAUUUAUAUAAUUGUCUUUCGUAUGUAUUUUAUUCCUUAUAUAAUUAUUUCGGAAGGUGAAUUCAAUUAUUCGGUAUUCGUAAAGUGUUAACGUGAUUUUCUUUAUUUUUCAUUGGUCAUCUCUAAAUUCUUCUGUAUUAAAGCAGGAACAUGUCCCUUUUUUGUAAUGUCUUUUCCUUCUGUAGUUUUCUUUUUAAUCUAUAUUAUUUAUUUUAUAUGUAUUAGUAGUCAUAAUUAUUAUUGUGGGUAUUUUUUUAAAAUAGCAAAUUAGGAUUUUCAAUUUUAAGGUACCAAUAUAUGUGGUCAAGUAUUUUAAGACUUAUUCUUAGAUAAUGGUAUAAUUAUUAUUGGCAAAAACAUGCUUUAUGGUCGUUCCUCAUUUUAUAUCUUUCAUAUGAUUUGUUAGCCUCAUUAUCGAUGUGGUUUUUUUUUUAAUAUAUGUAGUCUUAAUCAGCUGAUUUUAGUCACAUUCAAUUUUUAAUGGUCUUACCUUUCUGUGGAGCGAUCAAAUAAUUAUAUGACUACAAAAAUUUAUUGUUGUUGUUUUAGUAUCCUUAUUGUAUUCAAUGAAACGAGAAAAAAAAAGUCGAAAUUUCACUGUGUAGUUGUACUUUUUUAUACGUCUAUGCGAUCUAUUCAAUUUUAUGUUAACAAUGUAUACAUUUUCAAAUUAUGUCAUUACUGAUGAUUUUGUGUAUUUCCAAAUAUGUUAUACGUGGAAUUGAAUUGAAAUUCCUACCCUAAAUAAAAAAAAAUAAAACGCAAGUACAGUGAAAGGCAUCUGGUUCAUUUAGUUAAGUAAUGAAUCCAGUAUUUGCUUUUCAUCGAAUUACAUCUCUUCGUCAAAUGUUUGACUUUAUUUAAACUUAUGUUUAUGUGUAACGCAUGUAACACUUAUUUAUUCGUUUUUGGGUUGAAUUAUUCCCCCUGGUUCUAUACAAACAUUUGUGAAACAUGUUCCAUUAUUAUGGCACUUUUCCGUGUUUGUUUAAAUUCAGCAAUAAAGGGACUAUGAAACCAGAAAAAAAGAGUCAGUCAUGAUCAACGAG
This is a messenger RNA of Schistosoma rodhaini, 3530 nucleotides long. Lineage: Eukaryota; Metazoa; Platyhelminthes; Trematoda; Strigeidida; Schistosomatidae. The record is from the annotation of a GenBank genome assembly.